UGUGGAACAUAUCUCUGUAAAUCUUCCCUAAAACUACCCAAAGGCAUAUAUUCCGCCUGUGAUGGACCCUUGGAAUACUGCUAUGUUAGGCUUGGGUUCUGAUUCUGAAGGGUUUUCGGUGAAAAGCCCCUCUGCAGUAAACAUUGGCACGUUGGUGGGAAAAGGAGAAAUAGAGCUGGAAGGUUGCACCAAGGAAGAAGACGACAGUAAGAAGAAGAAUCGGGAAGGAAACAAUACGGAGAAUGGGAAGAAUGAGGUUCUGACUGAUGCACAGCAACAGUUUUCAGUGAAAGAAACAAACUUUUCAGAGGGAAACUUGAAACUGAAGAUCGGUCUUCAAGCAAAGCGAACGAAAAAGCCUCCCAAGAAUCUUGAGAAUUAUGUGUGCCGGCCUGCUAUAAAAACCAGUAUCAAGCAACCCAGAAGGGCACCGAAGAGUGGGAAGAUGACAGAUGAGAAGAACGAGCACUGUCUUUCAAAGCAAGACCCUUCAAAGUUGUACAAGAAAGCUGGAGAAGUUGCAACAGUUGAAUUGCAUGCGGAAGAAGGUAUACAAGUAGAAACAAAUCCUUUAUCUAAGAAAGUUACCCCCUUGCACUCUGAAAUGACAGAUUAUAUAAAGUCAUCUCCUCCAACUCUUAUCAGUAGCCAUAAUUCUGACUUAAAGGAUAGAACACAAAUUAACGGAGCAACAACUGUAACAGAAAAAUUGGCUCAACUUAUUGCAACUUGUCCUCCUUCAAAGUCUUCCAAAACAAAGCAGAAGAAGCCUGGAAAUGGAACUGCAUCCGGUUUGGUUAAAGACUCUGGGAAGAAGCUGCCAGGAACCAUAACUGCAAGUGGGUUAGUUAAUAAAGAUUUAGUGAAGAAAUUGCCAGGGUCUGGAAUUGCUGUUGGGUUGGUGAACAAGGACUCAGGGAAGAAGCCAUUAGGGAUCGGCAGUGCAGCCAUACUGGUGAACAAGGACUCUGGGAAGAAGCCACAAGGCAUUGGCCCGUUGAUUGGAUUGGUGAACAAGGACUCUGGAAAGAGGCCGCCAGGGAUCAGCACUCCAACCGGGUUAGUUAACAAGGACUCUGGGAAGAAACAGCCGGUGACCAGCUCCCCAGUUGGAUUAAUCAGCAAAGAUGUUGGGAGGAAGCUUUCGGGUAUCGGCACUCCAACCGGACUGACUAAUAAGGAGUCUGUCAAGAAGCCAGUGGGGAUCGGCACUCCAGCAGGAUUGAUUAGCAAGGAUGCUGGGAAGAAGUUGUUGGGAAUAAAUAGUCCUCCAGGACUGGUUAACAAAGAUGCUGGGAGAAAGAUGCCAGGGACUGGCAGUACGACCGUUCUGACUAACAAAGACUCUGGAAGGAAGACACCAGGGAUUGGCAGCCCAGUGGGACCAGUUAAUAAGGACUCUGGGAGGAAGAUGCCAGGAAUUAGCAGUCCAGUGGGAUUGGUUAGCAAGGACUCUGGAAACAGUCCGGUUGGUUUGGUUAACAAGGACUCUGGAGCUCUGAAAGGAGACUCUCUUACACCUGCCUCGGAGCCAUUUAAGCUUCCUUGCAAUUCAAACCUCAGUAGCCUUGAAAGCCAUGAGACUACAGACUUGCUGAAGGAAAAUACUACUAGCAAAACAUUUGAGAAGCACGUUAUGAGACAGAAUAAAGAAAGUAUCUUGGAAAAAUUUUCAAUUCGGAAAGAAAUUGCUGAUGUUGGCAAAGAGAUGUUUAAUGAAGGAAUCUGCGUUCCACAGGAUGGUUACUCAACCAGUGAAAAAGGGAUCUAUGAAACAUCUAAGCAUGAAAAACAGCCUCCGGUAUAUUGCACUUCACCAGACUUCAGAACAGGAGGUGCUUCAGAUGUAUCGACAGCAAAGUCCCCGUUCAGCGCAGUAGGAGAGGGAAAUCUCCCAUCGCCUUCACCCACGGUGUCGGUGACCACCUUAAACAGGAGCCUCUCAACAUCGUCUUCACAGUUAGCAUCUAACUCGUUGCAUUUAAGUUCCACAGCAGAUAUCUUAGAAGGUAUUUCAGAUCAGAUUGGCAAAACUCAGUUUUCUUCUGACAGUACACUUCUGAAUAUAAACAGAACAUUGAACCGUACUCUGAGCACCGAUUUUAAAGGUGCUGACAAAGAUUUAAAUGAUUCAAAAGCUACUUAUGUAGAAACUUCGAGAACUAGUCCUUCUACAGGGAAAAAGCCUAUUUUGGCAGCUGAAACAAGCAUUCAUGCUACUGUCACCCCUUCGGUAGUUAGUUUUACAAGCUUGUUUAGUAGCAAGCAGUUCCUUAAGAUUGGUGCAAUAGCUGCAUCGGAUAAAUCCUGCCAAGGAGCAAAAAACCUGAGCACUACUCAACAAUCAAAACCUCUAAAGAAGAGAAAAGGAAGGAAACCACGAUGGACUAAAGUGGUGUCAAGAAGCACGUGUCGACCUCCAAAGGGUCUAGAACUAGAAAGGUCAGAGCUUUUUAAAAACAUUUCAUGCAGUGCACUAUCAAGCAGUAACUUGGAGCAGGCCAAAUUCUUGAAAAACAUAGGAUCGUCUUCAUUUGUGGAGCAUGAAUUUGUCAAGCAUCAGUUGCCAAAACUGAAUGAAGCUAGUGGACAGUCUCUUGCACUGUUAUCUGAGACUGACAAGCAAACUCAAAAGUUCUACAGCACUCACAAACAACCCUCUAGUUUGUGUAUGUCAGAUGAUUUCUUGCCUGACAUGUAUAAACCAAAAAGAGGAAGACCUAAGUCCAAGGAGAUGCCAGAGCUCGAAGGUCCCCCCAAAAGAACUCUGAAGAUCCCAGCAUCAAAAGUCUUUUCAGUGCAGUCAAAAGAAGAGCAAGAACCUCCAAUUUUGCAGCCUGAAGUAGAAAUUCCCUCCCUAAAACAGAGCUUAUCAGGACAACCUUUUCCUAAAAAGAGAGGGAGACCUAAAAGACAGAUCAGGUCAUCAAUUAAAAUGAAGCCACCUGUUCUUUCAGUGGCACCUUUUGUUGGGACAGGUAACUCGAGCAAGACGGAGUCUGAAAGCGAUCAACAUGGAAGUGGGGAUUUUUUUGAGAGAAAGGACCAGCUUCGAGGGCCAGAAGAAGUUCAAAAACCUAAUAUUUGUAGCAUGACUGAUUUGGAAGUAGACUCAGACAGAAAAGUUGCCAAGAGAAAUAAUGGACAGUUAAUGAAAACAAUUAUUCGAAAAAUAAAUAAAAUGAAAACUCUGAAGCGAAAGAAACUUUUGAAUCAGAUUCUGUCUAGUACAGUGGAACCAAAUAACAAAGGGAAAGUGCAAUCUAAACUCCACAAUACAGUGUCGACUCUUGCUGCCACGUUUGGUUCAAAAUUAGGCCAGCAAAUAAAUGUUAGCAAGAAAGGAACAAUUUAUAUAGGAAAAAGGAGAGGAAGGAAACCUAAAGCUGUCCUGAAUGGUAUUUUAACUAGCAGUUCUGCCAGUUUGACAGUUCUGGAGAAGUCUGCUCAACAAGCUCCUGGGACGUCACUGGGACAAGUACUUCCCCAUUUGCUGCCUUCAACAGCUAAUAAUUCCGAGAUUCUUCCAUCUCCGGUUUGCUCCCAGUCAUCUGCAGUGAGCGGGGGACAGAGCCCCGUGGGCAGCGACGCAGGGUUUGUGGAGCCCAGCUCGGUGCCGUACUUACACAUACACUCCAGACAAGGAAGCAUUGUUCAGACACUUGCCAUGAAAAAAGCUGCUAAGGGAAGGAGGAGGUUAUCUCCACCUACGUUGUUGCCAAACUCUCCUUCUCACUUGAGCGAGCUGACAUCGCUGAAGGAAGCCACUCCAUCCCCGGUGAGCGAGUCUCACAGCGACGAGACGAUUCCCAGCGACAGCGGAAUAGGAACAGAUAAUAACAGCACUUCAGAUCGAGCAGAGAAGUUUUGCGGGCAAAAGAAGAAAAGGCAUUCAUUUGAUCACGUUUCCCUCAUUCCACCCGAAACGUCCACCGUUUUAGGUAAUCUAAAAGAAAAGCAUAAACACAAAUGUAAGCGCCGCAGUCACGAUUACCUUACUUACGACAAAAUGAAGAGACAGAAGCGAAAAAGGAAAAAGAAGUAUCCUCAACUGCGAGGUAGGCAGGACCCAGAUUUCCUCGCCGAAUUAGAAGAAUUAAUAAGUCGAUUAAGUGAAAUUAGGAUAACCCACAGAAGUCACCAUUUUAUACCCCGAGAUUUACUGCCUACCAUUUUUAGGAUAAAUUUCAAUAGUUUCUAUACCCAUCCUACUUUUCCUUUAGAUCCUUUGCACUACAUUAGAAAACCUGAUUUAAAGAAGAAAAGAGGCAGGCCUCCAAAGAUGCGGGAGGCUAUGGCAGAAAUGCCCUUUAUGCAUAGUCUCAGCUUUCCUCUGUCCAGUACUGGGUUCUAUCCCUCUUACGGCAUGCCUUACUCUCCUUCCCCGCUUGCAGCUGCUCCCAUAGGCUUAGGUUAUUACGGAAGGUAUCCUCCAACUCUGUAUCCUCCUCCACCUUCUCCUUCUUUUACUACCCCCCUGCCACCCCCCUCCUACAUGCACACUGGCCACUUGCUCCUCAAUCCCACCAAAUACCACAAGAAGAAGCAUAAACUCCUACGGCAGGAGGCGUUCCUCACGACAAGCAGGACUCCGCUCCUGUCAAUGAGCACGUACCCCAGCGUUCCCCCUGAGAUGGCUUACGGCUGGAUGCUCGAACACAAGCAUAGACAUCGCCAUAAACACCGAGAACAUCGCUCUUCUGAACAGCCGCAGGUUUCCAUGGACACUAUAACAGCUAACAGCUCCUCGCGAACAGUUCUGGAGUCCUUGAAGCGCUACAGAUUUGGGAAGGAGGCUGUUGGUGAGAGGUACAAACACAAAGAGAAACACAGAUGUCACAUGUCUUGUCCACACCUCUCACCUUCCAAGGGUUUGCUCAGCAGAGACGAACAGUGGGUCAGGAGAGAGCCUUCGGAGUCGAGCUCGUUAGCACUGGGAUUGCAGACACCGCUGCAGAUAGACUGCUCAGAAAGCUCCCCGGGUCUGUCCCUGGGGGGAUUCACUCCCAGCUCGGAGCCCGCCAGCAGCGACGAACACACCAAUCUUUUCACAAGUGCAAUAGGCAGCUGCAGAGCCACAAACUCUGCCAGCACCAACGGACGCAAAAAAUUAACUGACAGCCCCGGACUCUUCAGCGCAGCGGAC
Messenger RNA from Pterocles gutturalis (yellow-throated sandgrouse), 5146 nucleotides. RefSeq names its product histone-lysine N-methyltransferase ASH1L-like. The record is from RefSeq and is a predicted model, not a curated record. Lineage: Eukaryota; Metazoa; Chordata; Aves; Pterocliformes; Pteroclidae. Gene Ontology annotation, molecular function: DNA binding.